CAAAAUGGCACCAUCAACAACGGCGCCAACUAUGUGAAAUGUCAAACGUACUUUUAGGUAAAUAAUAAGUAUAAAAUAUAUUGUUCAAAAGCAAUAAUACUCAAGAAUAUUGUCCUUGUUAGUGUACCAGUGAUUAGGAUAUACAUUUCAAAUGAUUAGUAUUAAUUUUAGAAGGAUAUUUACAGAAAAUCAUUAAUUAACCAACAAGAAAAAAUAUUUUUAAAUUGAAGUUUUAACAGAUUUUAGAAGAAGUAUUUGAAUAAAAUUAUACAAGAAGGUUUUAACACACAAUGACUACGGUUACAUAUGAUCUAGACACCUCUGGGGGCCUCAUGGAUGUAAGUGUGCUUGUCUUUUGUUUUUGCAUGAAAAAUAAGGCUAGAAAAUGGCGGAUUGUCAGAAUUUGCAAUAUUCUGAAAAAAAUACCAUAUUUCAACCUAUUAUUGUCUAUACUAAACUUUCAAUUAUAUGUACAAUCCUGUUUAUAAAACAAUAAAGUAAUAAUCAAAGAGUUCAAGACCUUUUUGGAACACAGUGAAUGUGUUGAAUAUAUUAAUACUGAAGCACAGCUAUCAAAUACAAGCAUUAAUAGCACCUCCUCAAAGUGAGGAUGAUAAUGAGAAGAAUAAAAAGCCUGAGCAUCCUUAUUAUAAGAGACCUGGAAAGGGACACAAUCAUGAUAUGUGUGAUGCCUGUGGGGAGGGUGGUGACCUAAUAUGUUGUGAUAAAUGUCCUUAUAGUUUUCAUUUUGGAUGUCAUGAUCCACCUCUUGAAGAAAAAGACAUACCCAGAGGAGAAUGGUUGUGUCAGUCAUGUAGAUUUGCCAAACAAAAAGAAGUUACUACUGCCACACCACAGCUACGUAGUAAGAGAUCAAAUAGUACACCACCGAGUACUUCUGUUGCCAAAGAACCUAAAAAACUAAAGUUGAGCCCUAUGGAGGUACUGAUAGAAGCUGCAAAUGCAAUGAAUCCAAAACAAUUUGAAUUGCCAAGAAGUAUGAGUGUGCCCUGUGUGUUUCCAGGAGUUGAUAAAGAAAUACCGUACUCAAAGGUAGGCAGAAAGACAAAGGCCUCAGCCCAUGAAAAAGGUCCUGGGGGUAUUGUUCCAUUGCCAGCCAAAAAGUGUAGCGAAUGUAGAAGAUCUUGCAGAGUUGCACCAUUGAUUGCUUGUGAUUUUUGUGACAGUUUUUACCAUUUAGAUUGUUUAGAUCCACCCUUAACUAAUCCACCCUCUGGAAUGUGGAUGUGUCCACAACAUGUUGAACAUUGUUUGGAUUCUACAUUGUUAACAUCAGUUUCGGCCACCGAACGUGUUAAAUUAUGGGACAGAUUCACAGGACCUGUGGACCAAGAUACUGUCAAACUGCAAUUUUUCCGGAAAGUACACAGGAAAAAUCCUCCGUUCAGAAUCAAAAAAGCGCUACCGCCCAAAAACACAGUUACAGUACCAGACAUGGUAAAAUAUCAUUAUAAAAAACCGGUAAAUUUGCUGCCACGUUUGAGGGACGUACUAAGGUUAGAAUAUGUUGAAAACAGAAGAAAAAACUUAGAAAAAUUAGAUGAAAAUAUAGUUAAAGUAGAAGAAAUUGUAAUCAACGAAGAUAGUGUUAAGAUAGAGCCAGAACAUGACGAAUUAGGUGAAUCAAAUUGUGAUAUUAAAAAUAAAAAUAGCGAAGAAAUUAAUUAUGAGGAUAUAACUGGCAAUAUCCCUGACUGGACGGCUGUGAAUGGCUAUGUAAAAAACGAAAAUUUAAAUGGUGGAUUUUUCGAAAAGGAACUUAUGAAAAAGGAGCAAAAUUUUAUCAGUGAUAUGAUAUCUGGACUAACCACUGAAAUUGAGCUUGAACUGAAACAGCUGGACGAUAGACUGAUCCGUCUUCUAGCCUACCAACGUAUCCAACAGCUCCUCAACACGCCCGCAUCGGCAAACAACCUCUUCUCUCCCGCUAUAAGGGAAAAAUUGCGACAUAUGCCACUGCCCAGCGAACUUUUGACGCCCGCCGACAUCGACAGGAUCUCGCGGGUGUUUAGCAGUCCGAAAAAGAAGACAAAAUCUAAACCCACUAUUCGAGCUAGAGCCAUGAUGUGUCCUGUGGUGUCGAAACACUUUUAUAAUGUGCGUACUACUGAGGUGGAUCCAACGGAUGUAAGGCACGAUGCAAGUUUCAUGGGUUUCCGCCCGACUGUAUCCUUACGCUUUCCCGAGGCAGUAGCAAUGAGGUAUAGAGUUUUAAAUAUAGGUAAAGGGUCAUCAAAUGAUGUCAAUCUAGAAAAGUUUGGGUUCUGCAAUAACAUUGUACCGAAACAUGCCAUUGUAUUCUAUGACGAGUACACAAAACACUAUGAGUUAAUAAACUACUCGCCCUAUGGAACAUAUGUAAACAACGUACUUUAUUCAAAUAAUAUUUUUACAAAACGGCCCGAUUAUAAUGUAUCAACUGAAGAGAAGAGUGCCAAUAUUGAAAUGCAGGUUAGGGAAAUUAUUGAUAAGAAAAGGAAAGCGAAUAAACCUCGGAAGUCUUCCUUAGAAUCCAAAAUGUCAGCCGUGGAUUGUGUAGAAAGGUUAGAGUGCUGUUGCGUGAACAAUUCGGAAGAACUAAAAAAAGGUUGGGAAGGAUCCGCGAUUUUGAAUCACGGUUCGCUGUUACGAUUUGGGUGUGUUUCGUUUGUCUUUUCGAUUGUUGAAAGUACAAAUUAAUGAAGUUAUUUAUUGUAAAUAUAAAUGUUAUUUUUUGUAAAUUAAUUGUAUAGUACUAUUAAACAUCAGCCAUUGAUAUUAAAAAUAAAGUAUUUUUUAA
Molecule: messenger RNA, 2800 nt
Organism: Psylliodes chrysocephalus
Lineage: Eukaryota; Metazoa; Arthropoda; Insecta; Coleoptera; Chrysomelidae
Source: the annotation of a GenBank genome assembly